Penicillium diatomitis is the source of this 930-nucleotide messenger RNA. RefSeq lists its product as uncharacterized. The transcript has 3 exons. Lineage: Eukaryota; Fungi; Ascomycota; Eurotiomycetes; Eurotiales; Aspergillaceae. The coding region runs from base 1 to 930 and encodes 309 amino acids. The record is from RefSeq and is a predicted model, not a curated record.
AUGAGCCUCAACUUUAGCAGUCCCGAUUCCUUGACCCGGCUCUCCGGUCUUGCGGAGGAGAUGAUCAAGGAAUCGGCACAAAUGAUUCGCAAGUCUGACGCCAUGCCCACGAGUACUCGUCUUCAGCGAUCCAUCCCCACGUACUACGACGGCUUCCAGGACGCCUUGGACAAUCUCUCAGAGCAAAUUUUCAUCGCCAAGGCGUUUCUAGAGAAAGAGUACGGAGCUAUCAAGGCUCGCGAGGCGGUACCCCCACCCAACGAAAGUGUUUCCACGACCGAAAUAGGCUCAAAGACAGAGGGAAUUUCCAAAACCACAUCCCCGGCGCCAGACAACCCCCGCGAGGAGGCUGUCAAGGUCGAACCGACGGCGGACGAGAGUACAAUCGCAGUCCUCACCGCACCUGUAGUCGCAUCCUCGCAUGACAAAACAGAUGAGCAUAAGACAGAUGCAGAAGAGAAAGAACCGGGGACUGAGUCAGCCACGAAUCAGACAAUACCUGGAACAGGCGAAGGCAUGAAGUAUGACACCGGUCUUGACGGUGCCGGGGCCCCCAACUCCUUCGACCUCAAUUACGAUUUCGGCAACGACGACUCUGGCAAUCAGGCUUUUCUGUCUGGUACAUCUUUUGGAAACCCCACCGCUAGUAAUGAUAAGGGAGGACAAGCCACGGCGCCAGCUAAACCACAGGCUGCGCCCACGGCGGGAGGCGGCGCAUUCGACAUGGAGCUGGGCAAGACCGAUAGCCACUUGAAUUCGUUCGCGGAUCACUCCAACGGAAUGGACGACAUGAUGGGGCCGGGCGAGUCAAGCUUUGAUGAUCUUUUCAUGGAGGCAGACAACAUGGGCGGUACUGGAGGCGAUCUCCGGCAGCUGGAGGGGAACAACUUGAUGGAGAUGAAUGAGCUGGACGAUAGUUGGUUCAACUGA